Molecule: messenger RNA, 1227 nt
Organism: Protobothrops mucrosquamatus (brown spotted pit viper)
Lineage: Eukaryota; Metazoa; Chordata; Lepidosauria; Squamata; Viperidae
Gene: MAP6
Product: microtubule associated protein 6
Exons: 3
Coding region: 1-1227 (408 amino acids)
Biological process (GO): regulation of microtubule cytoskeleton organization; microtubule cytoskeleton organization; positive regulation of axonogenesis
Cellular component (GO): microtubule; dendrite; cis-Golgi network
Molecular function (GO): microtubule binding; calmodulin binding
Source: RefSeq, a predicted model, not a curated record
AUGGCUUGGCCGUGCAUCAGCCGGGCGUGCUGCAUUGCCCGCUUCUGGAACCAGCUGGACAAAGCCGACAUCGCCGUGCCUUUGGUCUUCACCAAGUACUCCGAAGCCACCGAGCUGCCCGGCACCCAGGUGGUCUUCCAGCAGCAGCAGCAGCAGCAGCCGGCCCGCCCGUUGCCCUCGGCCAUCGACACCCAGCCGGCCGCCCUUGGCGGUGACUCGGAUGGCCUCGCCAGGCCUGCCUCGGGGGUGGACCCCGGGCCGGGACCCCCGCCGCCCAAAGCGGGCCAGCCCAAAGAUCCAGGCUCCCAGGACUCGGUGAUGCGGCACGAUUUCAAGGCCUGGAAAGUCCAGCGUCCGGAGCCCAGUUGCAAGCCGAAAAGCGAGUACCACCCGUCGGACCAGCCCUUUGCCAGGCAGAGCCAGUACCAGAAGGACUUCCCUCCUUGGCCCAUCCCCAAGAGAGGAGACCACCCCUGGAUCCCCAAGGAGAUGGCCAUCCCGGCCCUGGUCGAGCUGGACAAAGGGGCCAAGGAACGGUCCAGCAGCGGGGAGAGAAGAAGCCGGUCUCAGAUAGACCACGAUCGGCUGGAGCGAAGGAAAGAGGCGCCGGCGGGGCUGCCCACCUCCGAAGAAAGGUUAACCAAGACCAAAAAGAGGGGCCACCUGUCUGAAGACCAGGCUUGGCCCACCCCCCAGCAGCCGGCACCUUCGGGGAGCCAGGAGACCGGGAAAGGACGAGCGGUGGUGGACGCCCUCAACCGGCAGAUCAAGCAGGAAGUUACGGGCAAGGUGUCCACCUCCUCUUACAGAAAUGAAUUUCGACCGUGGACGGACAUCAAGCCGGUGAGAGCGAUCAAAGCCAAGUCUCAGUACGAGCCCCCAGAUGACAAAAUCACCCACCAGACAAGCUACAGUUCCCAGUUCACUGCCGAGGGAGCAAAGCCUGGCCCGCCAAAUAACAAAUUCCUGGAGCACCGAAGGAUACGCACCCUCUAUAGUGAACCGCAGAAAGAAUCUCCAAAGGUGGAGAAGCCCAGUCCUCAGCCUUCUAAGCCAAAAAAGACGACCCCAAGCCAUAAAUCUCUGAAAAAGCCCAAAGAUAAGCAGAUGGCAACCAGCCGGGCAUCCAAGAAAAAAAGUACGGAAGCAACCAGCAGAACGACAACGGCCGAGGACAAGGAGAAAAGUAAAGAAAUUAACAAUAAGUUGGCCGAAGCUAAAGAGUAA